This is a messenger RNA of Oppiella nova, 1242 nucleotides long. Lineage: Eukaryota; Metazoa; Arthropoda; Arachnida; Sarcoptiformes; Oppiidae. The record is from the annotation of a GenBank genome assembly.
AUGAUUAAAAACUCAACUAACAGUAAUAAUAGAGGUCAGCCGAAAAAGUCAAUACAUAUGCCGAUCGAUAUCUACUCAAUCCGUUAUAGCCCUCCCUGUCGGGCAGUCCUCAUGACGGCUAAGCAAUUGAAUAUUGAUUUAAAUAUCAAAACUGUUGAUCUGAGUCAAGGCCAACAUUUGGCCGAAGAUUAUCUCAAGAUGAACCCAGCUCAUACUGUUCCUACCAUUGAUGACGACGGGUUCAUACUAUGGGAGUCGAGAGCUAUUAUGCAAUACUUGUGUAACCGAUACGCACCGGACAGUCCCCUCUAUCCGAGUGAUCCCAAAAAGCGUGCACUUGUGGACCGUUGGCUUAAUUAUGACUUAUCUGUCUUUAUUACACUCCGAGAUUCAUUGACAACUUUCAAUAACACAAUGAAACUCUUGGAUCAGUUGAUUGGGAACAAUAAAUAUGUGGCGGGAAGUGACCUAACAAUUGCCGAUUUAUCUGUAUUGGCCUCUACCAACUCACUGAUAUUAUUGGACAUGGAUUUGAGUCCUUACCCUAACUUUAAGAAUUGGUUAACCGGCCCUCCCUGUCGGGCAGUCCUCAUGACGGCUAAGCAUUUGAAUAUUGAUUUAAAUAUCAAAACUGUUGAUCUGAGUCAAAGCCAACAUUUAGCUGAAGAUUACCUCAAGGUGAUUAACCCAGCUCAUACUGUUCCUACCAUUGAUGACGAUGGGUUCAUAUUAUGGGAGUCGAGAGCUAUUAUGCAAUACUUGUGUAACCGAUACGCACCGGACAGUCCCCUCUAUCCGGGUGACCCCAAAAAGCGUGCACUUGUGGACCGUUGGCUUAAUUAUGACCUGUCUGUUUUUAACGCACUCCGAGAAUCACUGUUGAUACAAAAAUUUAUGGGUUUGGAAAUGAGCGAAGAAAAUAAGACGAAAUUUAAUGACACAAUGAAACUCUUGGAUCAGUUAAUUGGGAACAAUAAAUAUGUGGCGGGAAGUGACCUAACAAUUGCCGAUUUAUCUUUGUUGGCCACUACUAACACACUGUUAAUAUUUGACAUGGAUUUGAGUCCUUACCCUAACUUUAAGACUUGGAUAACUGGAUUGACUGAAGAACUGCCUUAUUUUGACGAGAUUAAUAAGUUUGAAAACGAAGACAUUAUGGGAUAUAUGGCUAAAAUGAAGGCAUUCUUCCUCGCGAGACGUACUACCGUUAUUAAGAACAAAACGAUUAUUGAGUUGACCAUG